Messenger RNA from Amoebophrya sp. A25, 2012 nucleotides. The record is from the annotation of a GenBank genome assembly. Lineage: Eukaryota; Dinophyceae; Syndiniales; Amoebophryaceae.
UGAACAUUCUGAUCACCGAUCAACGACAUCACAAGGAAAGCACUUUCCUACCAGUUCUACCAACGGAUCAUCUACUUCCGGUGGUAGAACUGGUAGAAAAGCGAAGCGUUGCGCCUUCCAGCUCUCCAUGUCGGGACAGCUGAGUUUGGGUACAGAGGAUUCCGGCCUUGCAGCUCAUGCGGCGGCGGUUGCAGGUCUUGUUGAUUUGCUGCAGGUAGAAGGUGGAGAACAAGAAAAACAAGCGGAAAGGGCGGCUGAAGCAGCUGACAUACAUCACGGGCAGUCACCUCGUGAUCAGGCAGCGCAUGAACUGACACACCACACUGAAAAAACACUCGAGCCUUGUGUUCCAAGUCGCGAAAAUCAGGUUGGAGGCAUCGCUGACGAAGAGAUACAGAAGGAAGCCGCUCACAAGGAAACCGAGGAGGUUGGCAGCGUUAGGAAAGAUGAUAGUGGAACUGAUAAUAUUUGCCGAACUCUUUCUCCUCAUUCUAGUACCACGCCAGAUUUGAAGAAGCCCCGACAUUCUAUUUCGGAGUCCCUGCGCUCGUCCGCCACUUUGGAUAAAUCAGACGAUGAUGUUGUCCGAGUGAAUAACGACCUGCUUGAUGAGACCGCUUUUGGGGAGGACGCAAAGAACGGCGUUGCAGAACAGGCUCAUUGUGCCAUUGUUAUGGUCACAGUUUUGCGUCAUGAUCAAACUCGAAUACCUUAAUAUGUGAAUUUGUUAUCUACUACUUCUACUUUCCUCUUUCUGUGCGGCUGCGGCUUCUAAUUUGGGCGUAGUACUUCCGCCGUUCGAUUUUCCGUCAACUUCGAUUGCAUGUUCCAACGAGCUUCCAGCCGAAAUAAGGAGCUCGCUUUGCCUGGGGCCUGUGAAUGACGGUCAUGCGAAAUUACAUGCCGAAAAGCAAGGACAGAAAAGAGUAGGGGCAACACCGGUGCCGCAAGAUCACGAAAGCAGUCACAUCUCAAGGGGUGGAAAAGAUGACGACGAUUCUUCGAUUCGCUUAUCGCGCAGCAUCGUUGUCGGCGAGGCGACAGCUAACGGGUCGAAAAGUAGUGAGAUUGGCAGUGAGGCUUGUGCUGGACUAGCAAGGAAAGACCAGGAGUCAAAGCUCUUCACUCAGCAGCAGCAGCUGGAUUCGGUAUUCUACAUGUCGGUUUCUGAUGAAUGUGUAUGAUAUCAAAAUCUCAUCACAUACAACACGUCUCAUGCGGUUCUAUCUUUGAAUGUUCAGCAGCCUCUCCGAGGACGCCGACGCUUCAGAUUAUUAUAUCAACGUGACUACACAGUGAACAAAUACAGGUAGUAUCUCGGCCUGAAGCAAAGGCACUGGAGGUCGCUAGAAGUGAGAAAGUGAUUGGGAGCAUGGAAGAAACAGUGGCGGUGGUGGGUUCGUCAGCUUUUCAUGGACAGGGCCCACCUGUUGUGGACAUACACCAGAGUCAUUCGCUUAAUGCGUCAAGCGUCAGAUCAUCACAGAAGCAGACCUUCCCAGAUGGGCAGCAAGAAAAUGUGCAGGAAGACGCGCCACGUGUAGCGAAGAGCGUAGCUGCUAGAAAAGGCUGUCAACACCUUCAACAUCUGGGGAAGACAGCUGUUGGUUUAAGUAGAGCACAAAACAAACAUGCGACGUCAUCGACUUCACUACUCGACUCGGUAGAUUACUCUCCCACUCCGCGGUCUGGGCGAGUAGCCCCCGCGCUAGUACUUCCACCGAGUAACGUUGCAGGAACGCCGCCGCGCCUAGGCGACGGAAAUGACUUGCUCAUGCGGGAACAGGCACUAGAAGAAGAUCGAAGGCGAAUGGAGGCCUAUUGCAGGAAAAAUAGCUACAGAUUAGGUAGAAGUGAGAUCGCGGACUAUUUUGAGGACCGAUACGCUGCUCUCCAUCGUCGAGAUUUGUCCUUUGAUGACCGGCGACGGGCCGCUUUGUAUGAUCGACACCACUACAACAUAGAGGAGCUGCAUGAAGUUGAAGCCCAUCAUGACGCUAGAAGGAGGCAGU